This is a messenger RNA of Oreochromis niloticus (Nile tilapia), 4773 nucleotides long. RefSeq lists its product as uncharacterized. The record is from RefSeq and is a predicted model, not a curated record. NCBI's taxonomy places the organism in Eukaryota, Metazoa, Chordata, Actinopteri, Cichliformes, Cichlidae. Bases 516 to 4469 code for a protein of 1317 amino acids. The transcript is spliced from 3 exons.
UGCUAUCUGUUGUGUAAGCUUUCCCGCGAUAGUUUUGUGUAGCAGUUUAGAGUUUUGUGUGAGAAACUUUCCUUUGUGUGUGAAAAACGGCUGCGAUGCUAACACGUUAGCCCGUCUAUGGGAUUCCCCAUGUAACGUUAGCAUUAAGCUAAUCGCUAAACGCGUGGGCCUAAUAACCAGUGAAAGGGUUUGGAUAAGCUUGUGUUUAUGUGUUAUAUACAUUGUAGUGCAUGGCUUAAUGUUUGAUGUUGCAAAGAAAAUGCAAUUACAGCAGAAAUGUAAUAUUUUAUUUUUGUUUCUGUACCAGUUUUACAGUGCUUCAACAGUAAACAUCUAAAACGUAUCCGCUGACUCCUGGAUGUUUAUUGUGGACCUGUUAGCUAUCUGCCAAGCUAGAAACCAGCUUCACACCCUAGUGAGGGCAGAAUAGUAAAAAGGCAUCGUCCCAACACGGCUACCUACAGAAAAGUGGAUCUGCGUGGAAACACAGUUUCUUCUGUUUCUUCUAAGCUACAAUGGAUGGUAACGACGACACGCUUGAGACGCGGUCAAUAUGCUCCAACACCUCACGUGCCAGUCAGCGCUCUUCAGCCAGUGCAAUCGCAGCCAGAGCACGGGCAAAAGCAGAGGCUGCACGUGCUCAAGCACUAUUUGCACAAAAAGAGGCAGAUAUGUUAAAAGCACAAGCAUAUAUUGAGGAGGAACAACAAAAAGCAGCAGCUGAGGCUGCCAGGAAGAAAGCAGAGCUGCAGGCCAGUUUGCAUACCUUGAGACUAGAGGGCGCGGCUGCAGCUGCCAUUGCUGAAGCGAAUGUUCUUGAAGCAGCUGUUGAGAAUGAAUUUGGGGAGUUAGAUCGGGCUAGCCUGAAAAGUGUAUACGUUGAGCAUAAUCCAAGUCCUGAACCUCACCAAGACUCAGAGCUACCAGAACUCAUGCCAACUCUGAUGCACCAACUACCAGUCGACAGUGAUGAGAUUGGCAAAUACGACUUGCCUGUUCAGAGAACAUCCAAACUGAGUCAAGAUGCCACUCCCUAUUACCCUCGUACUCAAAGCACCUGCAGGACAGACCCAUUCAAGCAAGAACAUUCAUACAGCUUAAAUCCACCCAAGGAUACGUACAGACACCAGACACAUGAUAUGAGACAAUACAGCAGUAGCUACCAACCGCCUCAGUCUCAUACAGGUGCUGCCAGAACUGACGAGCCCACUUCAUCAUCGACCACAGACCUGGCCAAGUAUCUAAUACGGCGAGAGAUGAUAAGCUCUGGGCUGUUAAGGUUCGACGAUCAGCCAGAAAAUUAUUGGGCCUGGAAGCAAUCCUUCCACAGUUCUACAGAGGACUUAAAACUGACGUCAAGAGAGGAGCUUGAUCUGCUAUGUAAAUGGCUGGGACCAAAGUCAUCAGAGCAUGCUAAGAGGAUACGAGCGGUCCACAUACACGAUGCAGCUGCAGGUGUAAGAAUGGUAUGGCAAAGGUUGGAAGACUGCUAUGGAUCGCCAGAAGCAAUUGAAGAAGCUCUCCUAAAGAAACUGGAUGAUUUUCCAAGAAUCUCAAAUCGAGAAAAUCAAAAGCUGAGAGAGCUGGGAGACAUUCUCUUGGAGCUUGAAGCCGCCAGAGCCGAUGGGUUCCUACCAGGCCUCAGUUACCUGGACACAUCUCGGGGCAUCACUCCAAUCGUCCAAAAGUUGCCAUACUCCCUGCAUGACAAGUGGGUCUCUCUAGCAUCUCGUUACAAAGAAAAUCAUCAAGCGUCUUACCCACCGUUCUCCUUCCUCGCAAAGUUUGUUUGUGAUCAAGCCAAAACGCUCAAUGAUCCAAGCUUUGCCCCUCUUACAGGUGGUUGGAGAACAGGGAAGCCAGAACACCCCUUCAAAUCAAACAUGAAAAUACCCAUUUCUGUUAAAAAGACAGAAGUCUCCUCAAGCUCUAAAAGCAUGCAAGCCAGUCCCGCAGGGAAGAGGAGGGCUGAACCAGAUGAACAAUGCCCACUCCAUAACAAACCACACCCCCUCAGAAACUGUCGUGGGUUUAGGAGUAAAUCUUUAGAGGAAAGGAAAGCUUAUCUUAAAGAGAAUAAUAUUUGCUUUAAGUGCUGCGCUUCAUUCACUCAUCUAGCGAAAGACUGCCACAAAAACAUUCAGUGCAGAGAGUGCAGGAGUGAGAACCACCCUACUGCGCUACACCCAGGGCCGGCCCCCUGGAUAUCAGAGUCUUCUGUAACCGCAAGAGAGCAAGGCGGGGAGCAAGGAGAAGAAGCUUCUCAAGCUGUCACAGCAAAAUGCACAGACAUUUGUGGGACUACCGUCAGAGCAAAGUCGUGCUCCAAAAUCUGUCUUGUCAGAGUUUAUCCAGCUGGCCAGAGGGAGAAAGCUGUUAAGGCGUACGUCGUUCUCGACGAGCAAAGCAACAAGUCUUUGGCAAGAACAGAGUUUUUUGAGCUCUUUGGAGUUACAGAGGGCACGGCAGCAUACACCUUGAAGACCUGCUCAGGAGUUAUGGAAACAACAGGGCGCCGAGCUAACAAUUUCAUCAUGGAGUCAUUAGAUGGUAAGACUCACAUUCCACUCCCCACCUUAAUCGAAUGUGACAUGCUUCCUGAUGAUAAGUCUGAAAUCCCCACACCUGAGAUUGCCAGACAUUAUCCACAUUUCAAGCGGGUUGUGGAUAAAAUCCCGGCUAUAGAUCCAUCAGCAAGCAUCCUGAUCUUGCUCGGUCGAGAUGUACCACAGGCACACAAGGUUCGAGAGCGAUGCAAUGGGCCCCACGAUGCCCCCUACGCCCAGCGUCUCGACUUGGGAUGGGUGAUUGUGGGAGAGGUUUGUCUCGGAAGAGCUCACAAACCGGAGUUUGUAAACGUCUAUCGGUGCAACGUGCUGAGUAACGGUCGUACAUCUCUGUUUGACCCUUGCACUAACAGUCUACACAUCAAAGAGAAGCUUGACACUCCAGAGCAGCAUCGUCAGUUUCUAGGCGCUAACGCAUCCGAAAUCCUGUUUGAUGGGAAAGAUGGCCUUGGGGAAGGGGUCUUCCAGCAAACGCCACAUGACAACAAGCCUGCUAUGUCUGUGGAAGACAAACUUUUUCUGGAAAUAAUGGACAAUGAGGUCUUCAUAGACGACUCGAAUAGUUGGGUGGCACCACUACCCUUCAGGCAACCAAGGCGCAAACUUCCUAACAACCGAGCCCAAGCAGUCAAGCGUCUUUUGACACUACGGCACAUGCUAGAGAAGAAGCUAGACAUGAAAGAACACAUGAUUGCCUUCAUGCAGAAGAUCUUUGAGGCAGGUCAUGCUGAACCAGUACCACCAACCACUGGUGAACAGGAGUGCUGGUAUUUACCAAUCUUUGGAGUGUAUCAUCCGCGAAAACCAGGUCAGGUACGGGCAGUGUUCGACUCCAGCGCUAAGCAUGAUGGUGUCUCACUGAAUGACAUCCUGCUGAGUGGCCCUGACUUGAAUAAUUCACUUUUAGGAGUCCUCAUCCGCUUCCGCAAGGAACCUGUAGCGGUGGCAGCAGACAUAGAACAGAUGUUCUAUUGCUUCAAAGUCCGCCAUGAUCACCGGGACUUCCUACGUUUCCUCUGGUUCGAGGACAAUGACCCCACCAAGCGCAUCACAGAGUAUAGGAUGACCGUGCACGUAUUCGGCAACAGCCCCUCUCCCGCUGUUGCCAUAUACGGCUUGAGAAGAGCAGCUCUGCAAGGACAGGAAGACCACAGUGCAGAGGCAAAACAGUUUGUUCUAAAGAACUUCUACGUGGACGAUGGUCUUGCUUCCUUCCCCACCGACGACAACGCCAUCCGAGUCCUGAAGGAAACCAAGGAGAUGUUGGCUGAUUCCAACAUACGGCUACAUAAGAUAGCUUCCAACCACGACGUAGUAGUGGAAGCGUUUCCACCUGAGGAACGGGCUAAAGAGCUGAAAGACCUAGAGCUUGGUGUGGAUCCGUUGCCUAUGCAGAGAAGCUUAGGUCUCAACUGGCAUCUUCAAACCGACAGCUUUACCUUUCUUGUCUCCCAGGAGGAGAAGCCCUUUACCCGUAGAGGUAUUCUCUCCACAGUUAACAGCAUAUUCGACCCGUUGGGGUUUGCAGCUCCUAUUGUAGUCCAGGGCAAGGCGAUAGUCAGAGAGCUAUGCGCUGAGCAUUGCGAUUGGGACACCCCAAUACCUGCUGAAAAAGUGGCACAGUGGAAGUCUUGGAGAGACUCGCUGAAGGCACUCGAGCAACUUCACAUACCAAGGCCAUACCUACCUGUUUCCCUGCUUUCCACACAGCACAGGGAGUUAUGUGUCUUUUGCGACGCAUCCACCAUGGCCAUCUCUGCAGUUGCCUACCUAAGGGCAGUGGAUGAUGAAGGACACUGUCUUGUAGGAUUCUGCAUGGGGAAAUCUAAAUUAGCACCCCGGCAUUCCCAUACUGUUCUCCGUCUAGAGCUUUGUGCGGCCGUACUACUCAGAGGGACAUAGUGGUAUAGUCCUCUAUACCAGGCGGGGAGUGUGCUGCCCCUUUAAGGCAGGCAUGAUAAUUUGGGCGUGUGUUUUUUGUACCAGCAGACUUGCCGUAGUACCUCAGCAGUGAAAAACAGUCCUUUAGCCAAACUGUUGUCUGUUCCACUUUUUGUUCACUUUUUCUUGCUGAGCCUGAGAGAGCACAUGCCUUUUUACAGUGCUUCAACAGUAAACAUCUAAAACGUAUCCGCUGACUCCUGGAUGUUUAUUGUGGACCUGUUAGCUAUCUGCCAAGCUAGAAACCAGCUUCACACCCUAGUGA